Messenger RNA from Venturia canescens, 2331 nucleotides. RefSeq names its product protein SFI1 homolog. Bases 414 to 2243 code for a protein of 609 amino acids. Gene Ontology annotation, molecular function: phosphatase binding. The transcript has 3 exons. Lineage: Eukaryota; Metazoa; Arthropoda; Insecta; Hymenoptera; Ichneumonidae. The record is from RefSeq and is a predicted model, not a curated record.
GCAUGUCAGAAAUCGGCGGGCUAAUUUCUAACUUCUCUGCUGGCAAUUCGUUAAUUAUUAUAAAAAAUAAGUCAUUUCAUCUUCAAAAGUGGUUUAUAAAUUAGCUAAAGCCAGUUUUCCUUUAAUCGUUAUAUAAGUCUAUACUAGUUGAAACGAAUAAUGAACUUUGAAAUAAAAAAUAAAUAAAUGAUUAAAAAUGAAUAUCAUAUUCCAAUAUUUUUUUGGGUUAUGCCGAUUUUUUUACCGUUCAUCCUUAAAUUAUAAGAAAUAUUAGUCGUAAUUAACAGUUGUUCGGCACCUCUAGUUUUCAUUCUAUUCGACCAAAAGUCGCACCGAAUAAUUUAACCUCGACACGUUAAUGAAAUAAUGUAUUUUUUUUGCGUUCGUCCGUUAUUAUUUUCUGCAAAUGUGUAAUGAAUGAACGAGUUGGAGAACACGUAGUUUCGCUAGAUCUAAAAAUUGAAGAAGAUUUAAAGAUUUUUCUAGACUGUUGGAAAAUUUAUACAACUCACAAACUAAACAGGAGAUUGGCAACUCAUAAAGCUUUCUAUUCAUACAAUAUCCGACUCGAGCAGAAAGUCUUAAAUUCCCUUUUAAGAAACUGUAUUGAAGCCAAAAAAACGAAAUCUUCCUACAGGAAUCUUUGCAUUGAGCCGGAACAAUUUGCAGAAUAUGAUAAAGCGCGAGAAUUUGAACGUCAAAAAAUAUUGAAAAAAUCUUUCCAAACUUGGUAUAAUUAUACAAACAAGAAAUGUAGAAAAAAAAUAUUAAAUUCACGCAUCUUUCAUCUCCACUAUGAAAUAUUUCUACGCAAAUAUAUCAACGAUUGGAUAAAAGUUCAUCUAGAGAGAAAACAAAUCAUUGAACUCAACGACAAGGCAACCAAAUUUUAUCGUCGUUCGACAAUACAAAGAUUCUUCAGACUGUGGGUGGACAAACGUAAUGUCGGCAUGUUACAAAGAGCUUGCUGGAGGAAGGCCACGAUGCAUUGUGACAGGAGAAUGUUGAAAAGACAUUUUUUUCAUUGGAUCAAGUACUGGAAGAUAAAGAUCGAAAGACAAAAAAAAAUAAUCGAAGUGGACGAAUUUCAUGUUAACAAAUUGAUGGCCAGAAGUUUAAAAAUGUUACUGCGGAAUUCAUGCAGGGCUAUUGCAGAAAGACAACAAAUCGAGAAAGCGGUGACUUUUUAUGUCAAAAAACUGGAGUGUAGAAUUUUUAAUAAUUGGACCGAUUACUGUCGUAGGAAAAGAGAAUUCACAGAUAAAGUAAAAGCUGGGCGAGUCAAAAUCUAUACCUCUUUGAAAGUGAAUACGAUGAAGCAAUGGCGUUUUUACGUGUGGCGUAAGAAAUGUUGCAAAAGAAAAAAUAAGUUGUCUUCGUAUCAUUACAAUCGAAAACUCACAGAAAAAUCGUUAAACUUGUUGAAAGCUUAUGUGCUCUACAAAAGGAAGAAAGAAAUGCGUUUGGCUUACCUGAACUCUAGUAUAAAUGAGAUUAAGUCGAAUAUACUAAACAGUCACAUCGAUACAUGGAGAGUGGCUGUUGUGAGAGUUUCUCAAGAGAGGCAAAGAGUACAUCACGCUGAAGAUCAUUGGCGAUUCCACCAAAUAAAAUUCUAUUUCCAAGUCUGGAAAGAAUUUUUCAAAAACCACAAAUUAAAGGUUGAACGAAAUGAAAUUUUGAACGAAAUUGGGAAAACUGUUUUACUCGAACGAUACAUGAAUCGAUGGAUAAAAAACUACGAAGCUUAUGCAACGGUGCGCUUGAAGGAAAUUGAAGCUGCAUCGGAAUACGAGAGAAAAAUAAAACUGCGGUUGUUUCGAUCUUGGAAAAAAUACGUGAAUGAGAAACUUCUGCAAAAAAAUGAGAUUGAAGAAGCACAGCAAAUUCAUCGGAAAAUGUUGCUUCGAGCAGGCCUUAAAGAGACAUUGAAGAAUUGUCUCUAUACGACUGAAUUACGCUAUGAAAAUCGUUUGAGUUGUGUCACAAAAAAUUGCAUCGAUAAUUUUGACACGAUGAAAAAGUUUUUUGCUCAAUGGCUCUCUUUCGCUUGGGCGAAUAAUAAUCAAAAAUUUCGAAAACCAGCAACUCUUCAGGAGAAGAGUAAAAAUACUCUGAAACUCCCUAUCAAUUCUAUUUCGACUGAGCUCGUCUUUCCAGAAUAUAUGCUGAAGAAAAUGAGACGAUACGAUAUUGCGAAUGAAUAUUCUCAUGCAGGAUUUUCUUUACACAGUCGACUCUGAUUUUCGAUAAUUAACUUGUGCGUACAAAUACCUUUCUUUAUUUGUAACAUUAAUAAAUUGUGCUUCUUUUUUAAGCACAUUAAAUGUA